AUGAGGCGUGCAGCUUGCAUAGCCCUCGCCCAUCCACCAUCCACCAUCCACCAUCCAAAUCCCCCUCCCUCCCUCCAUCUCCACACAUCCCACCCAUCCAUCCAUCCAUUCAUCCAUCUAAUCUCACGCCUUAGUACGCAUACACGAACCCACCCCAUCUUGCAAAUCCCGUGCCACAAUCAAAAACCCCACAACCCGUUUUUUUUUUCUUGA
This is a messenger RNA of Bipolaris victoriae FI3, 213 nucleotides long. RefSeq lists its product as hypothetical. NCBI's taxonomy places the organism in Eukaryota, Fungi, Ascomycota, Dothideomycetes, Pleosporales, Pleosporaceae. The transcript has a single exon. Bases 1 to 213 code for a protein of 70 amino acids. The record is from RefSeq and is a predicted model, not a curated record.